Messenger RNA from Rangifer tarandus platyrhynchus (Svalbard reindeer), 465 nucleotides. The record is from the annotation of a GenBank genome assembly. NCBI's taxonomy places the organism in Eukaryota, Metazoa, Chordata, Mammalia, Artiodactyla, Cervidae.
AUGGGGGAGCUCCGGAGAGUCAGGCCACCAUGGAGUGUGGGCCCAGGGGCCCUGGCCGGGCCUCGAGACAGCCUGAUGUAUGGCGCUUGGUCUGGGCUGCGUAGGACUCGGCUGGAGGAGGAAGGAGCUGGGCCUCACAUCUGGCGCUUUCUGGGUCCAGCUGAGUCGGGACUGGUGAAGGGGGUGCCAUGUGCGGACGUGCCUGUUUGUUUGUGGUCGCGAUGCAGAAACCCGUCCCAGGAGUGGGGGCAGGCGUGCGCUGCCCCGAAGGCUCUGGACCAGCCGCGCAUCACCACCCUGCCCCCGGUCCUCGAGCGGCAUGAAGCCAGAGAGCGCUCGCUCAGGCCAGUUCUGCAGCGGCCAGAGAGCAGGGCUACGAGGAAGGGUCCCGCUCUCUGGAGCAAGACAGGCCCUUUCCCCGGCGGGCACAAUGGAAGGGGCCUUCCGCUGAGUCACGCGUUGUGA